UUCCAAAUAAUGGGCCAUUUUUAAUGGGUCGAUUUCAAUUUCAAAGUAAGUAAGUGUAAGUCAGUAAGGAUGCAUGGAAAUGCAUGCUGCAUACAUUUUUAAAACUAUUUUAUUAAUCUUAUUACUAGUUUAUAUUAUAUUUAUAUGUAAGUCUUACUCUUAAUUUUAGCCUUAACCUACAAUAAACACAACUACAACAUGUUGUUUGAAUACGACUAAUACUAAACUAAUAGACUAAUACUAGUGAUAAUAAUUCUAAGACGGAGGCUACGGAGUUGAAAUUAUGAAAAGCACCAUUUUAUUUGCAUCGCUCGUUUUAAUUUAUAUUAUUUGCAUAAUAGUAAUAGGUUAAUGAUUUUCUUUACAAGUGGCUAUUUUAUGGUAGUACUUUUAGUUUAAUUUCACUAUAAUAUAAAAUUUCCUAGCCUUACACUUUAAGUUAAAGUUAAACUAAAAUUAUUACCCCAAAACUUUGGAGGAAAAAAAUGAAUCCAGUCCACACUUAAAACUUAAACAGAGACGUAAACAACCGGAAAUAUAAUAUAUAUUUACUUCAGCAUUGUCUGCUAUUUAAGUUUAAAAAGAGCAAUCAUCAUCAUAUAUCAUAAAAAGAGAGUCUGUAGCUAAACUAUGUCAAGAUAUUUUUUAAAAUGAUGGAAUAAUCUUUAUAUAAGUAUACGUUUUGCUUUUACCCUAUCAUUUAUUGUAAUAAUCUACAAACAGACCUCAUAGACAUAGACAUAAGUAAUUAUAAGAAGUUGGUAUAUAAUGACGGUAUAUUAUUAAAUUAUUAUUAGUAUUACUAUUACUUUUAACUUUUAGUUUUUUUAAUUUUAGUUAAUUUAGUUUCAUUAGAACUUGGUUGUGACAGUUAUGUCAACGGCUUCGGGUCUGCCAAAAAGCGUCGAGAUAACCGAUGAUCGUGAUAACCAAAAACCAGAUAUAUUAACAUGUGAGACGGUCCCAAAUUAUUUCGUAUGAAUCAUGAACAAAAUGCAAUGCACUGUGUGUAUUGUUAGAAAACAGCAGAAAUGUCAGUCAUAGCUUUUGCAAAAGAACUGUCACUUCACAAACCAGUCAGUAAAUACUAAAUGUUGUCAUUGACGCAUUCAGCAUAGCAUUUGCAAAUAGCCGAAAACGUUCUGCUUGUGACUGCUGCGCCACUGAAAGUGAAAGGCCCCCAAGGAGCUGGCAAACAGACAGCGACUAGUACCACUCUGAUAGCGGAGUUUACGUUUCGCUUGCAUCCAAAGUCCUUUAAUAGUUUAUGUGUGAAUGUCCUGGUCUACUGGAUCAACAAAUUCGUGCGCAUGCACUGUGACAGUGUGCGCAUAAAUUCCGUUGUUGAGCUGACCGACAUGUUGAUAUCCUUGCCAAGCGUCCGUGAUGAUAGUUGUCCCUGGUAACAUAUGAUCAGUGAUAAAGUGCUCGUGUGUUUUUGCGCAUCUCGACAGCCAACAACCUCCAUCCAACAUCGUCCACUACCACAAACAUGAAUUUCAAAGAAAAAGAUACCUACGACUUUUAAGUAAGAAGAGUAAUCAUAGGAAAUAAUUUCAAUAAUUUGGGACCGGACUUCGGAGGAUUGCCGAAAUUUCUUCAUGUACAUGGUGUGCGUUAAUAAAAGCAUGUACCAGGUACUUCAGUAAAAAAAUAAUUAAUACAUUUUUUAAUAUUACAUUUAUUUAGAGCAGAUUUCAAAUUAAAAAAAUAAAACCAGAAUCAACUUUUUAACUUGAGCUACGAAUUUUUAAAGAGCGAGUUCGUUUGGUAUUUUCUACUAUGGAUGAAGCCUCCACAUUUUGUGACCUCAUUCUGCUGAUCAUGUCUUGCGCAAUGACUAAAUAGUUUACAUAUAAGUAUAAGGCGACGCAUACCCUUAUUACUAAAAUACUAUUUAGGGACUACUUAUUUUGAACUUUCAAAUUUGGCACGUGACUAUUUAACUAAAGUUUUCCCUGACCAAAUGGUCUAAUAGCUUUUGCACAUGGCAAACUUGUUGAAAAUAUUAAAUUGCUAAGUUACUUCACAAGGAAGAUAAGCAUAGGCAACCAUCAAGGUUAGUUAAACAUUUUAUUUCAUGAGAACAGAAUGGUGCCAUAGCCUGUCUCACUUUUUCUAGAUCUUGAGUCAAGUUAAACCACUCACCGUAUCGAUUUGGUGGGCGUUUAACUCUCGCUGGUCGUCUUUCAUCUAGCUCCUCAUCUUUUUCAUCAACACAUUCAUCAUCAGGAUCAUCAACACGAAUCACUUCUUCAUCGACGUCAUUAUCAAUGAAUUCCAGAAAUAUAGGUGUUGAUUCCUGAGAAAUUUCAGUCUCCUUCUCAAGACCGAACUUGUUUUCAUUAAACAGAAUGUCUCUACUGUAAAUCACCCUAUACGUUUUCAAAUUGUAUAGGUGAUAACCCUUGACAUCGAUUCUGUACCCAAGAAAAAUGCAUUUCUGUGUUUUUGAAUCAAACUUAUGUCUUUCAUCUUGAGGAAUAUGUGCAUACGCAACACAUCCAAACACUUUAGGUGAUCAGCACUGGGUUUCGUACCAGUUUUAACACCUCACAUGGUGUAGUACCUUGAAGAGCCUUAACAGGACUUCGAUUCUGCAGAUAUAAAGCUGUUGACACUCCUUCUGCCCAGAAUUUUCAUGGUAGCUGUGCUUCAGCCAGCAUGGAAUGUGCUGCUUCCACAAUAGUCCUGUUCUUUCUCUCUGCUACUCCAUUCUGUUCUGGUGAUUUCGGAACAGUCAGUUCAUGGCGGAUCCCCUUUUUCUUUAAAUAACUUUCAAAUUCAUUUGAAAUAAACUCUCCUCCGUUAUCGGUGCAUAGGGCCUUAAGAUUAUUUCCAGUUGACUUCUCAACCAUUACUUUCCAUUCCAGGAAACAUCCUUGUGCUUUAGGAUAUAAACCCAAGAAUAUCGACUAAUCGUCAAUAAAGUAAGGAAAUAGUGAACUGAGUAAAACAGAGUAGGGUUAAACCUGAAAAAAUAGACGCAACAAAACAGCGAACGUGUCGGCAGAAAGCCUUCGUCAGCGAACAAAACAACAGAAAAAACGGUAUAAAAAUAAAAAUAAGAAAUAGCACUUAGCUGGUAAGUAGUAUCUGUGGGCAGCAAUAGAAGUGUGCUGUCAGAUUCCGUCCAUCUUCAAAUCCUAUAUUUAGAGGCUCUUCCAACUUUGACAAUUGAAUAAAUUCAGAUUUCCUGCAACACAUAUGACGUGUUGCUCCUGAAUCAACAAUCCAAGUCGUGGCACCAUUGACUGUAGUUAAAGCGUGCUGAUGCCUCAUUAACAGUCCAACACUUUCAUCAUUUGAGUCUCUCUUAGCCUUAGUCUCAGUGUGAUGUGCCUUAUGCUGUCUGUAAAUCUGUUUACUUGAUUCUUGCCUUUUUAACUCAGGACAAUCUCUUUUAAUGUGUCAAUUUCUCUUACAAUGAUAACAUUGGGGUCCUUUCUUUGUUUUCUUCUCUUUUGACACAAGUGCUCUACUUGGUACUUCUUCACUUCAUUGUGAUAUCUUUCUCUCUUCGUGAAGUAAUCAAUCAGUUACAAGUUCCAUCUUUUGAACUUAUUUAAAUUACUUCUAGGUUCAUUCUAAAACACAAGUCCUGUAUUUUGAGAAAUAAUUAUUUUUAAUUAUGAAAAACGUGUUUAUUUGUUGUUUGCUAUUUAUUCUUGCGGAGUUCAAAAGCCUGCAAUUGGGCUUGGGGAUGGAGAUAACCGAAGUUAAGUGGUAAAUUUGUCUGCCUUUUGUGCUCAAGAUAUCAGGGUUAGGUGACAUAAAAGAAUCGACAUAACUGAGGAGAACAUGCUUAGACAAAGAGAGAAUUUGGCAGUUCCACUUCAAAAACGUCGACAUAACAGGAUUGGCAAGUUAACCGAGGUGGAGAUAAGUGGGUUCAACUGUAGUUAAUAUUAGUGGGUCUAUUAUUAUUAUUCGGACUCUAUUAUUCCUAUUUAUAAUUAAAUUAUAUUACAUACUGGUUACAAAUAUAAUUAUAUAUAAGUAAGAGUUUAAAGUAAGACUUCAUAAUUAUUUAAUGGUAUGUUAAUUUUAUGCCUUUAAUUUAUAAUAUAUUAAGUUAAGGCUAAGUGGAAAAGUUUGCUCGUGCAAAGGCAAAGGAAUAAACAGUUGCAAAAUAUUUUAUUUAAAAAUAAUACUAAUACUACUAAUAGUAUGGGCAUGGGUAAUCUAUUGUUAUACCUGAAUGGUGUUUAGUCAAGGUACAUGACUGUUCAUUAACUUUAAGUUUGAUAAAUAUUUCCCUCUUGCAUUCCUUCUGUUAAUUAGUAUAAUUCAUGAUAUAUAGUAACUAAAGUAAAUUAAGUAUUUGCAUAAGAUAUAAUAUCAUUCAUAAUAAUAUUUUAUACCAGCUGGGACAAUGCAACCAUGUUGCGCUUGUAAAAUACAGGAAGAAGCGCAUAAUGUAUAAUAAUUCCAGAUUUUACUCCAUAUAUCCACUAAUCACAAAAUGCUUAGUGGUAUUAUAGUGGGUAGUAAUGGGUACUGAUGCUGUUGUAUGUCCUUUUCUGUGCAUUUGGUGCAUAUGCGAUCAAGUGCACAAUGAAGGAAGAAGCGAAUGAGAGUGUCAGUGGGGUGGACAAGAUCCACUCUGCAAUUGUUUUAAUAGAUAGUAUAAGCUCAAACUCUGUUUAUAAAAUCACUGGAAAGUAAGGUACUAGUUUUUAGAAUUGGUCCUGUUUAGUUUAGACUUUUUACAAGUACAGUUUCUUCAUCUUCUGUCAGCUUUUAUCAGGAAGGGGGUCACAGGGAGGUACAGACUGUGAUUAACCACAAGGUGUGAGACCUGCUGGAGACUCAAUGUUGUGGACUUUCAAUGUGUCCUUAACCUUAACAUACAGUAGUCGAUUCAACACUUUCUGUUAAUGUAUGCAAUGUAAGCUUGCAAUGCAGAUUGGAUGACAGGCAUUCUGACCAGGUGGCCAAAUCAAUUAAUUUGCAAUGGGUCCAUUUUCUGGCUAAUUAAGAUGGCACCAACGUUUCAACCAUUUAUUUUAUUUCAUGGUUCUGUUUAUGGUCCCUUCUUGUUUUACCAGCUAGUUGCCUUAAACAUCUCAUCUCUCUGGGGAAGAUUUUUUAUCCAGAAACCGUGUCUGACAAAGGUACAGUUGAGUGAUGCUACUGUACAUGGGUAACUGUGGUCAUUUAAGCACCUUAGCUAAAGUCUCAAUAAUAGCACUUAGCAGCCCAGGUGUUUGCUUGAAGCUAUUGACUGUUAGCCUUCAUAUUAUGUGUGUGCUUUGUAUUACAGGUAUGCUGUACAUUCAUUAAAGGUUUUAAUUUUAAAUUGUCAUUCGAGUGAUUCGUAAAACUGGAGACUUACUUUAACUCCUGGUACAUUGUAAAACUGACUUACUUUAACCCCUGGUAGACAUACUUACUGUGUCAUGAAAAGAUGAAUGUCUAAAAAGUGUGUCACCAACACAAGAGAGUUUGGAAAGAAAUUGACUAGUAAAUAUCAUUGUUUAGGAAUCAAUCCAAACUUUUGGGACUCUUAUGUAAAACAAUGAAUAAUGAAAUGGUUACAAUUAUGGAAAAAUCUGAUUUAAUACUGAAGUGGCAUGAUCCAAAUCAAUAAAUAAUUAAUGGGAGUUAAUCAUUGUCAGUUAAGAACUGUCAAAAUAUUUUUUUCUGCACGCACAUGAACAGGUGAUUUAAUAAAGAAAAUUUAAAUGAUGUUGUCUAACUGAAGUUAACAAAGUAGGCAUUUCUUUUACUUUUUUUAUUGAUUUGUUUUUAAUUCACUCAAUUCUACAUUGGAAUUUCAAUAAAAGAAAACCAAGGCACAAAAAACAACACAGAAUCCCCGACCCCUUCCCCCCAAAUGUACCCAGGGAAGUCAUCUCGUUGGCACCCCCUCACAGGUUUGCCACUGGUAGUACUAGUAGUUAUGAAAAUAAUAGUCAUAAACUUGAUUACAGAAACUUAAGUAAUAGUCAGAGCUGUUGGGUGGGCCAUCUUACCCUCAAAUAUUUUAGUGGCCGGAAGAUCUGUGGUUGAGAAGAAAUGAAUUUUGAAUGCAGGGGGCACAAAACUAAAAAUCACAGGACAUUUCGGGUAAUACUAAAACAUUCAACUUUUCUCUAGCUUUUUAAAAGUGAUAUCAUUGUCAUGAACAAAUUUUUGUAUAAUUAAUAUGGUGUGCUUUUUUUUUUUUUUGCUGAUGGUAAAGGACUAAGAUUUUAUCCUUAAAUGGUAUUUCAGGUCUCAGGUGCUGAAAGGAGCAAAGUUGACAGUAAAACCCUGAUUUGUAUGCUAUUUCAUUUACAAGCUGUGUUCUGUACAAAAUGUACACACUGGCUAGAAACAAGGUAUUGUUCUCAUCUUAUUAAGUAUGUGGAUAUGUUUACCAAUAAUUGACUUAAAACUUUAAUUAUAAUAUCAAAUAAAAUAUUAGAAAACAAGUCAUUGCAAAUGUUUGAACAAAAUGUAUGCACAAUUUAUAUUUCUUGCUAUCUUUCAGCUUACAAGUACAAUCAUUUAUGAGAGGCUAUUGUUUCACUCAAAAAUAUAUUAAGUCUGUUACCACUGUUAUGCACUAUGUGUAUUGAAUAAGGACUUUUCCAAAAAUGAUUCCUCACUAUUGGCGGAAUUUUUGUACACAUCCCUUCCUCCCCCAUCAUCACAAAUUCAUCACAAAAUUUAGACAUCAUCAUAAUAUGUGGUCACAAAUCCCCUUAAGAUUAAUGAGGUCAUUUAUGUAUUAUCCUUAUGAUAACAUUAUAUUAUUCUAAAUAAUUAUUAACUGUCAUUAGUGGGUUAUCGGUAUAACGGGUUGGGGAACGUUUUUAGCUAUCAACUCAAAAUAUUUCUUAUUGCACAGUCUUUAACACGAUCAAGAAAAAAGGAAGAAAAACUUUACUAUUUAAAUUGAAACUGUUUAAUUGAAUCUCAUAACACAGUAAAUACAGUAUAAAUAUAAAAAGUAUAAAAUAAAUGCGCUAAAAAAAAUUAAUAAGGUCCUUGAAAUUUUUUAUUGUUAGAUAAAACAAAAGGCGACUAGGCCAAAAUAAGGUAUACAAGACAAGGUAUGUGUUUAAACAGGCGGUUGAUCCACUUCUUAUCAGAGCAUGUUUGGUGUUUUUAUCUAAUACCUCGGAUAGAUGUAACAAAUUUUCUAUCUUAACAUUGCACUCACUUUUUACAUAUUUUAAAUAACGCCUUUUGAGCUCUAGAUUUUCACUUUUCAAUGAAAAGAAAAAGACACGACAAUUAAAAGGACGUUUUAGUUAGAUACCUUCUUCAACAGACAAUACAAAAAAAGGAACAACAGAUAAUUAGAAAGCAAAAAUCAAAAACUUAUAUGUUCGAAAAUCUCAAUGAAGUCAAUGUAGCUUUAUUUUGAGGCUUCUGGUGCUUAAACUUCCUUUUGAUCAUUUACCUUAUUUUAUAAGUAUAACCUACCAACUAAAUUUUUUUGUGUGCUUUAAUUUGCUUAAAUUAAUACUUUAUGAUAGUCUCUUAAAUUAUUGAAUUUGUUUGUCAACAUUUUCAAAAAUGUAGAAUGUUGUUUUGUUUAAAGAAUUAGGUGCAUCUUUCAACCAUGAACAAAGCUGCAAGUCUUAUUAAAAAGCUUUUUUAUUAUUUUUUUUUCAAAUGACAUUUUUGUCAAAUUUUUUCUUUGGUGAAAUGCAAGACUGGAAGAACUAUAAUCUUUAUGAUAGCUUUAAUAUUAUAAAGAGAUCCCAACUUAAUAAAGAAAAAAGUGUUUAUUAUAAUAAAUUAUAUCAUUGAAACAAAAAAAAAAGUGCCCAGGGGGUGGUGCACAUAUUAUAUAAUAUAAAAAAUAGGACUUUUGUUGCCCACCCCCACCCCUUAUAACGUUAUUUAACAUUUCCAUUGACCCCAAACCCCCUUAAUGUUAUAUCAUAUUUCUAGCAACCCCCCCCCCCCCUAUAUAAAAAAUAGGACUUUUGUUGCCCCCCCCCACCCCUUAUAACGUUAUUUAACAUUUCCAUUGACCCCAAACCCCCUUAAUGUUAUAUCAUAUUUCUAGCCCCCCCCCCCCCCCCAUAAAAAUGGAUAAAGUCCAAAAGCAAGUAGAACUGAAGCAAAUUUCAAUUAAAAAGCCAAAACAUAUUUUUAAAAUAAAUAUACUGAGUAUUGUAAGCAAAAAAAUGUAUAAAUUUUAGCUUUCAGUAAUCUAGGCUAAUUUCAUAAAUUUGAAAAGCAGAAAGUUAAGAGUUAUAAAAAAAUGACAAAUAAAAAUAAUUGUUACAUAACUCUCAACCACCCCCAUAUUCAUGUAACACAAUCAGUGGUGUAACUAGGGUAUGUGCCGCCCAUGGAGGGCCAAGAUAUUUGCCCCCACUUCCACAAAGAAACUAUGCAUUUGGUCGAAAAUGCCUCCUCUCCUUAUCAAGAGAAUAAGUGCAGCCCAGAGCAGACAGCCUCCCACCCACUAUUCCUAUGCCACUAAAAAUAAUAUGAUAUAAAAAAUGAUAAACCACCCCCUACCCCUUUCGCGUUAUAUACUGAGAUGGCCCAUGGCCCCCUAUUAUUCAAAUGCAUAAUGAGAUAAAGGGUAACUGCUAGCAUAUAUGUAGCUCAGUUAAGUUUAAAUUACAAUGAGUCCUUGGUAGGUUCCCAUAAUUUGUGCAUAAUAAAUUAAAAUAUUUAAAACUUUACCUGCCUAACCAUCUAGAUUCAAUUACCUUAUUGAUAGGGUAAUAAUUAAUGUAUACUUGUUUAGGCAAUCUUAUUUAUUUACUUAAUUUUUGUUUGUUUGAAAUUUUCAAUUAAAAAGUUUUUUAGAUCUCUAUGGAAUUCUGUUAGUAAGUUUUAGCCUGGUUUAAAAGUAGCAGCUGAAUCAGAACACCUGUAGGUAUAAACAGAUGAGUAAUGCUGUUAAAAAACAAAGAUGUCUGGCUAGGCCAGGGGAAAUCCCCAAGCCCCUGUGCCUGGCUGGCAGUUGCAGACCCAGUGAGUCACCAUUGGGUGUUUACCUCAGUUGUUUGUGGUGACCCAGUUUUCACCACUUUUCAGCUAAGGCUCUUUUAUAAGGAUUCCACAUAUUAGAUAUUGCUGGGUAUUAGUAUGAACCCCCCCUUAACCUUUAUUUAAUACUUCUUCUUGAUUGUUAUUGAGAACCUACUUUAAAAUGGUUAUGAAAAGGUUAGCAAUGCUAACGUAGGAAACAAGAGUAUUGGCACAAAUAUUUUUAGUAUUGUAGGCCAAGGUAAUGUAUUUUAUUUGUUUACAUUAAAAAAAUAUACUAUAGGCCUAAAUAUAUUAGUUACACUGUUAUAAUAAAUCUAAAAGGCACUUCAGAGUUCUUUUUCUUUUAAUUAUCUGAGCUACCACAACUUUCGUAAUGCCAUGAAAUGUAAUAUGUCAUAGUACAAUCCCCCCCCCCCCCACCCCCCCCCUCUCCCAUAUUUUUACUUCACUAGAAAAAAAACAACAUUUGAAUACUUGAAGCUGAUUAAAAAAAUAUUAUUGUAAGUAAAAAAAUCACUCACCAGAUUUCAAAACAAUCAAAUGUGUAAUGUAAAAAAUUCAGAGUUCUUUUUCUUUUAAUUAUCUGAGCUACCACAACUUUCGUAAUGCCAUGAAAUGUAAUAUUUCAUAGUACAAUCCUCCCCCCCCCCACCCCCCCCCUCUCCCAUAUUUUUACUUCACUAGAAAAAAAACAACAUUUGAAUACUUGAAGCUGAUUAAAAAAAAUAUUAUUGUAAGUAAAAAAAUCACUCACCAGAUUUCAAAACAAUCAAAUGUGUAAUGUAAAAAAUAUGAAACUUAAAACUUAUUUAAAUUUAAAAUGGUCUUUAAAAAAGUAUGAACGAGCUAGUUGACUGUGUUUUAAGUUCUGGUAUAUGGCUUUACAGUUGAGUGAUGCCAUAAAUAGAAAUACAGACCAAAGACACAAAGGUGUUUAAAAGUUCUAUUAACUUUUAUAAAACAUCUAUAAGAAAGACAUCUAAGCUCACAUGUAGAAUAUAUAUUUUCCUCUCUGAGUCAGGCAAAUGACAAAUCAGGAAAAUACUUUGGCCCAAUAACAUAUAAAUGGUUUACAGUUUACAGUCUGGUAAUAUAAACAUUAGGGGAUAUAGGUAAGAAAACUAAGCUUUCAGUGGUAUGGUUUGUUCUGAUUACCUUGACUGCACCCUGGUGCAUCCAUGUUUUCCCAAUGCCCAUAUACUAUGUCUAAUGUUAUCAAGUGCAAGUUUUCCCAAUGCCCUUAUGCCAAAUUAUAAAAAGUGCACUGCCAAAUAGCAAUUAUAUAUUUAUUUUUACAACCUCUGUUUAGUUAAAGUGAUUCCUUUUCAAAACUACAAAUGAAAAGAAAUACUUCAAUAACGUCACUUGACUUAAUCACAUCAAUAUUAAAUUGAUACAAUCUUCUGCAUGAAACUGAUAGCUUUUUAAUAAAUACAAAGUACCAAGCAAGUUCAUGAAAUACUAAAACAAUUAAUAUACUUUAUUAUUGUAGCGUACCAUCUGUUCACCAUUUGUAAAAGCUUCUGCAAACAGUUAUUACUAAGUGAGUUACUGGUUUUGCACCAAGUCCGCAAGAUGUCACGUAAAUCACUUUAUGAAUAUUUUUUGUCAAACCCCAGAGCCCAUUUAAGGAUAGGAAGCAUUAGCCCUGCAAGUUUAUGGAGACUUUAUCAUUUCAAACAUAAAUGUCUGAAACUUGGUUGUAUUUUUUCCCAUGUAUUCUCAGUCUUUUAUGAAAAGGCAUGACCUAAAGGAAAAGGAAGGGUUUGGGAGAUGCAUCAGAUAAUGACUUCAUUGGGUUAACCGUUUCCUCCCGGCCUUUCAUUUAUGAUUUGGAUUUUUUAAAAAUAUUAUAGGACAAAUUGUAUCCAAUUAAAUGAGUCAGCAUUGGUCAUUCAUCUCUUUAAGCUAUCUCUCCCCCCUCCCCAGUAGCUAGCAUAAGCUAUUGUAAGUGCAGCCCAGGGCAGGCAACAAUUAUGCCGCUCUCCCCCCCCCCCCAUCCACAAAAAAACAUAUUUGGCCAAAAAUGCUGCUGCUCCAUAUAGUAGCAAGCAUAAGCUAUUGUAAGGGCAGCCCAGGGCAGGCAACAAUUAUGCCGCUCCCCCCCCCCCCCAUCCACAAAAAAACAUAUUUGGCCAAAAAUGCUGCUGCUCCAUAUGAAAAAAAAAAAGUGUCAUCAGACCUGGUGGACUGUCCCCUUUGCAUCCCCUCUCCACGUCACUAACCCCCCCCCCCUUUUCUUUUAUAAAAGAUCGUCACACUUUAAACUGAAGUUGCUACCACUUACAACUGAGUAGUACAUUUUAUCCAGCUUAAAAACUGUAAUAAAGCAAAACAAUGGCUGCUAUUUUUAUAUCUUGGAUUGUCUUGAUAAACUUGUAAAAAUUAAAUUCAAGUUUAUUUAAAAUUUAAAUUUGGUGGCUUUGAUAUUUUUGUUGGGUGGCUGUCUAUUUUGGCCAUUCCCUCCCAACACUCCCCUGCUCACUUCUCUCACCACUGAUCCAUUGGGUAUUUUUGGUUUGAAAAAAGAAACUAGAAAACACUGGAACAAAUUUUGAAGAAGAAAAAAAAAAAAAAAGCUGGAACAAAUUUUGACAUUUUUUUGUUUACAACUCAUCACAAUGUUAUAUAUUGGUCUUUGAUCAACAACUUGAUAAAGCAACUUAAAAUUGUCCAUUGGUGAAUAAUAGUUCAUGUAUGUUACAAUAUGAUUUUAAAAAUGUACUUGAGACUUAUUUAAAGUUAUUAUAAAACUCUAGAAAAUUGUUACUUUAGUGACCUCAAUUUACAUAUGUCAUAGAUGUGAUACUGGUUCAGAUGUGCUUCAGGUUCAGAUGUGAAUAGUGUAACUCUCAAACUUUAUUCUUUAUCAUAAAAUUUCUAUUCCUUUUUUUUUUUUAUGUCCAGUUUCUCAAUGACUGACUUAUCACUUUGGCUCUAAGAAACAUGAUGUUGUCAAACAGAACCAUUCACUACCAAGACAAUUUGUCUGAAUUGUCAUACACAGUUCAUCAAUUGAGAGAUGAAGAUGAGGAAAUCGGUAAUGAGAAUCUAUAUGAUGAUGCUGUCAGUGGUGGAAGAAGAACACAAUCAGAGACUUCAGGUAUUGAAUCUGAGGUAAAUUCAAACACAAACUGCCCAUAGAGUAAUGGAAAAAAGUAAUGUUUUUUUUAGUUACUAUUUAUAAGAAAAUAGUCUACAAACUUCAUCAAGAAAAGAGAAUUUAUAGUGAGAAAUUAAUUUUAAGAAGAGCUGGAAUAAUCUUUUUUUUUAAAAAAUUAAUGGCUUAACCAAUUAUAGUUUUAAAAUAUCAUUUAUGACUCUUAGUCUACUCACACACCAGUUAGUUAUUUAGUUUCAAAAAAAUCUAGGAAUUUUACACCUCUCUUUAAGCUCUGUAGUUCUUUUGGAGAAAUAAGCUCAAUUUACAAUAGUAAUCACUUAACAAUAUGUAAAGUAUUAAAUAGUUAAAAACACUUAAAUGGUAUUGUUUAAUGAGUCCUAAAUUUGACAUUUUCUAGUCCAAUAUUAUUGUAUUUUCCAUGAGAGUAGCUGGGGAUGAUGACAAACAGGGGUUUCCAAAUAGCCACUUGAAACAGCUGAAGUGUAUGCUCUUGACACACACAAAUAUGAUUAAUCUCACUUAAGGUUAUUUAUAUCAUGUCAGGCAAACCUAAUUAUCCUACUUUGUUAAAUAUAAUUUGUCUCCAACACACUUUGGAGAAGCAUACUUUUUUACAAAUUGGGGAAUUUUUUUACAGAUUUUGUAUUUCCUCCACAAUUCCUCCACCACACAUAGACUUUUUUGGGAUAUAUUUUGGUGACUGAAUAUCUCUUUGGAACUGUGAUUACACUACAGCAAUAUUAUAUUGUCAUUUACUCAUUGCAAAUCUUAAAUGAAAAUUUCAAACUUAUCUGAGCAAUUAUAAUAGCAGGCAAAAAGUAAACUAUUAAAAUUGCACAAAGUAUUUUGAAGAUUUAUUAAAUUCAUUCAACUAAUUACUUUUUAAUAGUAUUAUUCAAUCAUGUCUUCUAUAAUUUAAUACUGAUAUGGUACUACUAGCAACAGGGCCGGCCCUACGGUCGCUGGAGCCCUGUGCAAGCUUAACUUUGGCGCCCCUUUUAAGUAUAAUCAUCAAAGUAAAAAAACUAGUUAUUCGUUAAUGAAUUUAAGGCCUAUGUUGUAAUUGUUUUUUUUAACAAACAAUGAAUUUUUCAUUAUUUUUUUUAAAAACAACAUAGGUAAUAAACUCAUUACCCAUUAACUAGUUUUUCCCUUUAAUGAUUAUACUUAUGUGGGGCGCUAAAGUUAAGCCUUGGUUAAACUUUCGCCCUGUGCGAAGCACCCAUUUGGCGCCCCCUUCCCUGUCCCUGUAUAUGGCUCCCCUCUCUUUCCGAUUACAACACACUUUUUCUAAUUUGCGCUUGUGAUUUUGCGCCUCGGAAAGCUUUUUGUCCCCCAUAUUCUUUCUGCUGAAAUAAUUGUAAGAGGGACAAGCAAAUACAGUAUUAAUAAAUUAAUUUCCACGCACCUUCGGUUGGUCCCAACCCCAGUGAUAGUAUCCUAAUUAAGAAUGCAACUUUCAUUGUAUGAACACUCAUUGUAUGAAAAGUGAUUGUACGAAAAGUUAGAAUACCGUUUCUCAAUCCCAGACCCGAGGUUCACACUUGACUAUAAUAAACUAAGGGAAUUUAAAUAUUUACUUGGUGCCCCUAUGGCAAUGGCGCCCUCUGCGAGGGCACAGGUCGCACACUAGCAAUACCACUUUCAACCAAUCAUAACAAUUAGACCACACUUGUAAUGAUGUAUUGAAUAGAAUAAUGGAUGUAAGGAGAAGUAGGCCACAUUCUUUGUAGCAACAUUUUGAUAUAUUUAAUGAAAACUGUGACUAAUAAAGUAGUAAAAUUAUUGAUUGAUAUUUUUCUCCAUGAUUAGUUUAUAAUUAACCAACCCAAAAACAAAGUUUCACCAACUAUUUCAGAAAAACAAAAGAAAAUAUUACACACCAAAUGCACUUGCAAUUUUUUUUAAGUACCUCAUUUAGCGCUGUUAUCAUAAAUUUCAUUUUGUGAAAUCAGUGUCAUCAAAUUUCCUUCAUGUUCCCCUUGAAAAAACAGGAAAAGCUGCUUUUUGGGGGUUGGGCUGAAAUUUUGAUAGAAUGUGUUGUCAUGGGCAACAAGUCUAUGUGCCAAGUUUCAGCUCUUUAGGUUGACGGGAAGGGGGUCAAUUAUCCAAUCAAAGAUUUUGCCAGCCAUGAACAAAAGUUAAGUUAAUAUAAAGGAUUUAAAAAUAGUAAUUCAUUUGUAAAUAUUAUGUACCGAAAUCUUGUCACAUGAUAUUGAUUGAUCAAUUUGGCAUUUCAUAACCUGUUUAAAGAAUAUAAAGCAUGAUAGUUUAUUGCGCUCAUCUUUUCAUUAGUUUAAAUUUAAAAGGAAAAGUAAUCUACAAAAUAUAUGUUCACUUAAGGUUAACCUCAGCUCAUUUAAAUUAUUAUUAUUAUGAUGAGUUGCAACACCUCUGUCAUUAGCUGAAAUACAUCUGUCAUGAGCUGGAAUACAUCUGUCAUGAGUUGUAAAACCUCUGUCUUGAGCUGCAACACCUCUGUCAUGAGUUGUAACACCUCUGUCAUGAAUUUUAAUACUUAUGUCAUGAGUUGUAACACCUCUGUCAUGUUGUCAAUUAAUAAAUGAUGAUCAUGAUCAGCUGUAACACCUCUGUCAUUUGCUAUAACACGUCUGUCCUGUUGUCAAUAUUUUAAUGAUGGUUUUUAUUUUAAAUUUUUUUUAGAAAUAACUAUUAAUUGAAUUUUUUAAGAAGUUGUUUCAGUCUCCAAAGGUGAAUUUGAUUUCAUCAUUUAUGAACUUUUUUUAGUGUAGCAUUAUCUAAUUUUGCUUGAUUUUCGUUUAAAAGUCUUAUUGCAGAUCAUUCUGUCCUAACUUGGUGAUAAAUUUUGUUAAACCCAUCCAGGUUUACGCAUCCAUUGUUUGGCAGAGUGGACAGUUGGCAUUAGCCUUUUACGAUCUUAGCAGUCGACAGAUCUUCUUGGUCCCCGACGUUCCAGAAAAUGAUGAUUUCUCCACUGUGAAACAAAGUGAGUCAUGGGUAGAAAGUGACAUGACUAAUCUCAUCAAGUGGAACUUGAACACUUGUUGAUGAUAAAACUUUAAUACAGGUGUUGGUAUUAUUUUAUUGUGCUGGAGAAAAGUGACCAUUAAUUUUUAGAAAAUCUUUUAAAUAAAAAUAUUUACGGUAAUAUCACAGACUUAGAGAAGUGUUGUCUCAAAUAAUAGUGGAAGAUACACUAAGAUAGCAUAUGACACACUGUAGUUAUUACAUCAAAGCAAAACCAGUGCUACCUAAAGUGGUGCUCUGUGUCAGCCCUCAUUAACCAGUCUGCAAAAGCUUAAACAGUUUUAUUAGGAGCAAAUAAUAAUAAUCAAUGGGCAUUGUUCCGGCCAGUCUGUCAAAUUGAAAAUUUGGAGAAGGACUGAGCUAAACUACAUUAUCCACUGUUUACAAUUAUUGCCAAUUUUUCAUGUUUUUGUGUAUCCACUGCAAAAAAUAAUACCUUAUUUACUUAUACACCCAAAGUUAUUCUUAUACUCUCAUCCAUCCAUUCAUGUGUGGCUGUGUUUCCCAGACUGCAACUCAAAACAUUGUUGUCAUGCAAUGAAUGGCUUAUGUGCUUGAAAGAUUUUUGUAAAAUCCAAGAAUGAGAGAUGUUUAAAAAAAUAAAUGUAUAUUCAAAUUAAUUUGUAUUCUUUAUAAUUUGUGAAUUCCAUAUUAUGAAUGUGUUUUUUUCUCCACUUUUUUUGUACAUUAUCAAAAUGUUAUUUAUUUUCUUUUUCAUGCAUUUUGAGUACUGUUAAAAAAAUUGUGGACAUCUGCCAGGUAAAUUUGUUUUAAUAUAUAAACAAAAGUCAUAUUUUGAUAUUAUUCUCAGUUUUACGAGAGAUACAGCCUACAAUUAUUGUGACCAGUUCACUGCAAGACAGUCGUUUAAUCAGCUGCCUUAAAAGACUAAGUAUGGUAUCGUUUUAUCAGAUUUGCACUAAAAAAAUCUGUAUUGUUUAAUUUGAAGUAUGUCAUAGUAACAAAAUAUCUCCUUAAAUAAUGCUUUAAAUGUUUAUUAACUUUGUUAUAAAAUUAACUAUUGAUUUAAAAAUUGAGAACUUAUUGAUGCAUGAAUAAUGUCAUCUGCUUUCUUAUACUUCUACAGUAUCUAAUCAAAGUCCUAAUGAAAUUGGCCUUAAUAAUGAAUCCUGUAGAUUAGAAAUCUUGACUAAUGCUGAUUUCAGUAAGUUAUAGUUAAGCUGUUUAAGAUAAAUAAGUUAGUUAGAUACAUCACAAAUCCUUAAAUUCUCAACUUCCAACCAUGUACUUGCUGUAAACACUUUUCUCUAGGCUAUGAUGUAGGUAAACGUCGCAUUCUGGCACUAACGCUCCCUGGCAUGCCCAAACACUUUACAGAGGAAGAGAAGAAAAUCUACUUUUCAUCACUUAUUUCGCUAGACAGAACCAAUUUGGUAAACUUAUUUUGUGGUUUUCUUUUUGUUAUUAGCACUUUAUUAUUAUUAUUAUUAGCACUAAAAAAGUAUUUAUGAAGCUUCUGUGUGCUAUAUUGAGGAAGUUGGAGUAUUUUUGUGUGGCUUAAAAUAAAUACUUGAACCAUUUAGAAAUAAAGAAUUUAUGAUAAGAUUAUUGCUUGACAUUAACAUGUCAAUACUUAACUAAGACAUUCUUAUCUUAGAUCCGAGCAGUUGGAGGUUUACUGAAGUACUUACAGAAAUCUCGGGUUGGUGUGGAGUUGGAGGAUACAGAUACUCAAGUACCUGUAUUUGGGUUUCAUAUCUAUACCAUGUAAGUUAUUUCAUGUUUGGAGGAUACAGAUACUCAAGUGCCUGUGUUUGGAUUUCAUAUCUAUACCAUGUAAGUUAUUUCAUGUUUGGAGGAUACAGAUGUUCAAGUGCCUGUGUUUGGAUUUCAUAUCUAUACCAUGUAAGUUAUUUCAUGUUUGGAGGAUACAGAUGCUCAAGUGCCUGUGUUUGGAUUUCAUAUCUAUACCAUGUAAGUUAUAUCAUAGUUGGAGGAUACAGAUGCUCAAGUGCCUGUGUUUUGAUUUCAUGAAUAUGCUAUGUAAGUUAUUUCUUUUUAGCUUGUAACUCACAGUCAAAGAUGGUAAUGACCAACCCAGUUUCAAUGAAACCUGGUACUGGUAGUUAGCAAAGUUCUCACAUGACUUUCACCUCUUUAUCACUUAAAUCCUAUGCUUUGCAGCUUUCCCCUAUGCACCGACCCUACUUUGGAGCAAUUUAAUUUACUCAAUUUUUUUGAGACUUAACAUUAGAUAUAUUUACAAAACCAGAAACAUUUUACCAUAAAAUACUGAGAGUUGGCAUUAUGAAAUUACUGGAUUUUAAAUAACUUAUUGUAUUUUUUUAAAAUCAAAUUAAAAUCGAAUUUAAAUCUAUUUUUAAUUGAAAUUCCAUCUGCUGAUUUAAAAAAGAAAAGAUAUGCUUAUUAAUGAGAGUGAAAUAAAUUUCAGAGAAAAUCAAAUUCAGAUUGAUACAAUGACCUACUGGGGUCUCAGUAUUUUUAACACUGAGCUUCAUCCUUCUGUCUACAAAAGUGGUACAAGCAGCAAAGAGGGUUUAAGUUUAUUUGGUAAGAUACAAGAAUGUGUAAUGCUGUAAUCUCUAGUGAUGUAUUGAGUAUGAAAGAUCAUCUGUAUUGAAUGUGAAAGAUGAUCUGUAUUGCGUGUGAAAGAUGAUCUGUAUUGAGUGUGAAGAAGGGUAUGCCAUCUAGAGUUAUAAUAUAAUGUCAGCAUUAUUUCAGUGGCUUGUGACAACUGAUAUGAACUAAAUACUUUAUAUAAAUUUUUUUAUUUGAAUAUGCAUUUAAAAAGUAAGUGUACUAUUAAAUAUACAUUUUAUUGCAUUAGCGUUUUUUCUUAGUUUUUCUGAAAUUAUAUUAAAAGUUUAGCACUGUAAUGUCAACAUGUAAUUGUGUUAACUUCUGUUGUUUUGACAGGAAUACUAAACAGAUGUAAGUCAUCAGUAGGAAGCAGGAUGCUGAGGUAAUCUUUGUUUGCGUACAUAUUUAUGUGGAAAGUUAUAAUUUUAGAUCUUGAUCAGUAGUAUUUUUUUGGUAACAUCAAAAUAAAUUAUGAUGAAUCUUCGGGGCCCCUAGUGCUGUUAUGUCAAUAAUAAUAUCAGCUAUUAAUCAUUUUUAUAACUUUUGAUGACUUAAAAUUUGAUGUGUUGGCGCAUUUAAAUAUUUAUUAUUGCAGGGGUUGGUUUCUCCGUCCUCUAAAAAAUGCUGCACUCCUGAACCAAAGAUAUGACGCCAUCUCCUUUUUUCUUAAAUCUUGCAACAUUGACACUGUGAAAAAUCUUCAAGAAUGCCUCAAGAAGAUCAAAUAUUUACCUGUGAGCAAAUGCCUGAUUUAAAUAUUGUAAAAACAUUUCAAUUUUCAUAACUUUUCAAUAAUAAUUUAUUUUAAUAAUGUGAUUGACAAGGUAUACAGGUCCACAAUAAAACUUAAAAAAUAUUUCCUUAGUAACUGUUGAUUAAAUUUGAUUAAUUUUGAUGUCUUCAUUACAUUUAGUAUUUGUUUGUUUCAAUUUGUAUCCUGGUACAGUUGUAAUGAAAGUUUGUAAAAUGUACUCCUUUAAACCUAUGCAUAACAAAGUUAAAUAUAUAUAUUUUUUAAAAUUUUAUAUCAGAAAAUAUUGCUCAAAAUGACCAAAGCUCAAGCUACCAUAGGAGAUUGGGUGGCCCUUUUCAAGGUAAAAAAAACCUUGAUAAAUACAAUUAUUUAAAAGUAACAAAUUAUUUAUAAAUACAAUUAUUUAAAAGUAAAUUUUCAUUUAAUUACAAAGGCAUAACUCUUUUAAUUUUAAAAGACAUUUUUACCCUUAUCUUCUAAAUGACCAGACACUUUUCUAGAAAAUAUUUAAAGAAUAAAUUAAUCACAAGGACAUAAGGCCACAAACAGCUGCAGAUUAAUUAAACAGCUAUUAUAUGGUUAUUUUGAUCAUGACUCAUGUAUCAAUCUUUCACAGACCAUCUACCAUGCUGUCUACAUUGGAAAUAUUUGCAAGAAACAAAAUCAGACCAUUGACAUUUUCAAACAGGUUUAUUCUACUUUUUGUUGUGAAAAUUUUUUGAGGUUGAAUUCUUGAACAGUUCUAGGUUUUUGUAUGUUUACAGAAGCACCAGUAAAGUCGGUUUCAUGAAAAUGUAAAAAAUCAUACCUAUUUCUAGUUAUUAGGAAAAUCUCAAAUUAUGUUUCUAGAGGAAAACUCUUUUUAAAAGCUUUCUUUCUACUCGCAUUUCCUUCUUGUUUGUCCAGCUUAAUUUUAUUUUGGACAUUUGACCUUCUCAUUCGGUUCUUUCAAUCUUUCUCAUGCUGACCUGAAAGGUCACUUGAGUUGAUGACACAGAGUUACAGCUUUAGUAUGUUGGGAAGAGGGAAGGAGGGUUAAGGUGGUGAGUGAUGGAGAAAUAAGAAAAAGUGAUUUAAAAACAACCCUACCUCUUCGCUUACCAUAAACUUCGGACCUAACUAGGAUUUUGGGAUUGGAUGGGGGAAGAUUUUAGGGUCAGUAUUUUGGCAAUUAGGCUCUGAUCAAUGGAUAAUUUGAGACCAGGGUUAUGAAAAACUGCAGUUGUUAAAAUAUUCUUCUUAGUUUUAUGCCUAGGUAAAGCGUUAUGUCACUUUAACUUUAACUGAGAUUUUUAAGCAUUCAUUGAUUUAAAAAAGUAAUAAUUCUACUUUUGUAGAUAAUUUUAAGAUUACAAUUUUAAUACUAAAAAAUAAACUGUAGAAAAUAAAAAAAAAUAUUUGUUUAAACUUUAAAAAAAAGACUUUCUAUCAAAGACAAGCUUAAAAGCACUAAAGGUAGAAAAUAAUUUAAAAUUUCUUAAAAUGCAUUAUGCAAAGAAAGUCUGUGCAGCAAAUAUUUUCAAAAAUUUAUAAAAAUGAAACAUUUAAUUUUGGUCUAAAUUCAAGUUGAACACUUUGGCUACACAGAGGGUUUAGAGGGUUCGCCUACACUUCUGCACAGUUUUUUUUUUGACUCUGAAUAAAAGUCUUGAGAGAACAAAAUUUAACCGCCAGAUGAGAAACGAUUAGGGGCCACAGGAAACUGGAAAUAAAACAAAUGGUUGGUGACAUCCCAAUCAGUCAGUAUAUAGCCCAACAACAAGUUUGGCCACCUGGUCAGAAUGCCUGUCAAUCAACCUGAUUGCAAACAUUCUCUACCAAGCACUCUGGUUACAGGACCAGAGUAAGACCACACUGCAGUGGAUCAACUGUAUUAGACACCCUAAAGUCCACAACAUGAACCUUCAGCAGGCCUCACACCUUGCUACUAAUGACCCACUGAACCUCCCCACAAUGUUUCCCUGGUAAAAGGGAACUGAGAAAAAAGAACAUCAGGAUACCUUUAGGUUAUUCAUGAUUGUGCAGUAGAAUCUGGAACUAUUCCAACCUCAACAGGAGGGUCUGGAACAACAUCUAACUUAACAGUAGGGUCUGGAACAACAUUCAACUCAAAUGUAGGGUCUGGAACAACAUCUGACUCAUCAGUAAGGCCUGGAACAAAAUUAAACUCAACAGUAGGGUCUGGAACAAUACUUAAAUCAACAAGAGGGUCUGGAACAACAUCUAACUCAAAAGUAAUCUCUGGGACAACAUCUGAUUCAUCAGUAAGGUCAGGAACAGCCCCUAACUCACAUAAGACCAACCUGUGCAUUAUCUUGCAGGUAUCAUGUUGGGGCAUGGAUCACCUGCAUGAGCUAUAAACGGAACCUUCAAUAUCUGCUACUCUUUCAGAAUACUUAUAUUAGAGGGUAAACUUUUUAAAUACCACUGGCAUCCUUCAUUCUAUUUAAACUAAAAAAUCUCACAAAGAAAUGUCUAUUUACUAAUUAGAUAUUAAAUUUGUAUAAUUACAGUGUAGAAUAUUUGGAAACAUAAUACUGCUUAAAUUUAAAAUAUAAAUGCAUUGUAAGAAUUCAAAUUAUAUUAUAAAUAUAUUCUAACAUUUUCAUUUAGAUUAGCGCAACCUUUACAGAUGAACUUCACCACUGUGCAAAUUUAAUAUGCAGAACUGUAAGUAUUAAAAUAAACAAAAAGAUUUUUAUGAAAUACUUCCAAUAAUGUAAUGUUUAGUAUAUUAGCUAUCACAAAGAGUGUUGUAAUUAGGUGUUUAUAUAAGGAUUUGGGGGUGGGGAGGGGGUAAUGUGUCAUCUGAGUAGCUAGAUGAUCUACGUUUCAUUUUUUAAUAGAAGUAUUGAUAUGACAUUUGUUUUAGCUGCAAGCCUUUGAAAUAUUUUACUAGAUUUUUAUCAAAUUUUUGUUUUAAACUUAAAUUAAGUUUUUAACAAAAUAUUGAAAUUAUUUCCAAUUAAUUAAGUAUUAAAUAGCAUAAAUAUAAUAUGUUGUCAUGUUUUUCAGAUAGACUUUGAGGAAUCCAAGCUUAAGAAGAGAUUUGUUGUUAAGCCCAAUGUUGAUGACACUCUGGAUGAAAGUAAGUUAGUCCCUUGAAGUUUAGUGGGAAAUCAUCCUCUUUCUUGUCCAUUUUCUAUUAUUUUAAAAUAAUUUGUAUAGAGGUCCACUAUCCUUAAAAAGAUGUUAAUGCUAGAAACAUAAUAUUACAAUUAAUUGUCCCACGCAAGUAUGCUUUUAUUUUGUAGUUGUAAAAUUAUUGGCAUGAGUUAUGCUAUGAUUUUGAUAAAUGUAUCGUUGCCACAGAAAAGCGAACAUACAAUGGCUUGCCAGAUUUUUUAAGCAAUGUGGCUAGAGAAGAGCUUAAAUGUUUGAGCAGCAACAUUGAAGGUUGCGUGGUCAGCUAUUUGCCACAGGUGAGUGUAUUACAAACUCACUAUUAUGAAUGCAAUAUAUUUAAACAACACUUUUUUUAUAAUUCCUUCAUUUGGUCAUUUUGUUUUUCUCAUUUUUUUAAAUUAAAAAAUGUUGUUGAUAACAAAAAAGUAGUAAAUAGACCAGUUACUAGAACAUCAUUAAGUUAUUUAUACCAAUUACCACAUCAAAUAAUAAAUUUAGACAGAUUUAAUUUUAAACCUACAGAAAUUAUAUUCAAAUUAUUAUUUUUAUUUGCAAUGUAUUUCUAACUAACCAAUAACAUUUUGGUGAUGCCUGGCAUUAUAUUUAAUUCUAAAAUUAAAAAUAAUUGAUUGAGUGGUUUUCUCCUCACAUCUCUUUGUUUUGAGAUUGAUCAAUUUAGUUAAAAUUAGACAAACUUAUAAUGAUUUCUAGUUAGGAUGUAACAUCUUUUCAAUAAUAAAUGUAUAUUGAUCAAUUUAGAUUGGAUACCUUCUUGUGAUUACUAUGCCUGAAGGACAAAAUGAAAAUGAUGAUCAUACUAUCCCAGGGCUUGAGUUUAAGGUAAGGGGAUGAAGCAUGAAGUUCAGUACGUUAGAAGCUCCAUUUUUUUUUACUAAUCAUCAAAAUAAGAAAAAAACAUCAGGGUAGUCAAAUACAUAUAUUUUCUAUAAAUAACAACAACCAUUGUUUUGUUUUAAAGCUUUGAUCCUGAAAAACAAAGAUUUUUAAGUCAUGCUUAUCUGUUAUAACUCAAAAUGACACCAAUAAUGAUGCUUCCCUUCCUUGCUGGGUGACCAAAUACAAGUCCAGAUUAGCCCAAAGUCUAGAUAACAAAUGUGCAGAUACUUAAUAUUCUAGUAUAGUGUAGCCAAUACAGGCAUCCAUGCAAAUGAUGUUUGAAUAAGGUUAUAAUUUAAUAUUUCACAGCACUCAUGGCCUUAUUAUGGUGUGUACUAGUUAUUUGUUACAUAAAUUUCAGUUUGCCUCAAACAAACAGCUUUUCUACAAGUCUCCCAAAACAAUGGGUAAUAUAAGGUCCCACCAAAUUCUAUACCCCAGUUUCAAGUUCAGUGUAGAGAAAUGUGUUUUGUUACAACUUACAUUUUUUGUUACAGUGUGUGGUCACAUUCAGAGAUCAUUUUCUUAUUUAAUUGAACCAUUUUUGGCCUGCUGCAUUUUAUUAUUAACACUAAACUGUUUAAAAUGAUGUAUCAUUAAUUCUACAGAUCUGAAUUACUCAUACAACAUACUGUUGUUAUAAUUUUUAUGAAAAAAAUUAAUUUGCUCUCUGUUUCAUGUUUCAAAAAUAAUUUGUUUGAGAAGUAAUUCAAAAUAAUUUCACAUUUCAUUUGUAUAAUUUUAGUUUUUUUUCUUCAUGAUUUUGAAUAGAAGAUCACUUCUCAUUUUAUAAUAUGUUAACUAAUUUGGCAUUGUAAAAAAUAAAAUUGCUGCUUUCAUAUUUCCUCCACAUUGGUUAAUUUAUUUUUCAAACAGUUUAAUUGUUAGACAUUUUAUUCCAUUAUCAUUUUUUAACCUCUUUUCAAAUAACCUCAUAGUGUUUUGGUUUAUGUUUAACAAGUAAUGCAAAAUUCAUUUUUUAUCUUCAUUUCAUUGUGAACAAAACCAACAAAUAAUUGUCAUUUAAAUAAUAAUAUCUCAUCUUUACCUUUAGCGCUGGAUAGCUUACUUGGAGACACACAGGUUGAUAUUAUUGGUAAGUUUUAUCAUGACCUCUGCAGCCAAGUUAUUCUUGCAGUCACUAAGCCAUUUAAAAUUAUGAUUGUUGGAUAUGUUGUCUUUUAGUAAAAUUUAAAAAUUCUUUUAAAAAAUGUUUUGCCUUGAAAUGUAGUAGUUAAAUACUUAAUCUCUGGCCUCAAACAUUUUUGUUCUAAAGGCACUGAAGAAAAAUGAAGCACUUCCAUUACAAUACAAAAACACUUAAUUAUGCUUUUAUAGACAUGCUUUCAUUUGAAUACUUGCUAUAUCAGUGAUGUUAACUUUCUAUGCAUCUAAUAGUCUUUGAAAAAAACAUGUAUCGUGUUAGUGUAAUUUAACUUCUUUACUAUUAAAUAAUGAAGUGAGUUUGAUACGAAGAAAAUGGGGUGAUUCCUUCUUCUGAAAAAAUUUUAUCUUCUAGUUUAAUAAUUCGAUAAAACUUUUUUUCAGAAAUGGAAAUGAACAUCAUGCUUGGUCUUCAGACGGCCAUUUUAGAGAACACUCAAGUCUUACUUAAUGUCAUGGAAAAGGCUGCUGAAUUGGACUGGUAGUUGAUGUUUUGUAGGCAAAUGUGGGGACUGGAUCAUUGUAUUUAAACUUAAUUGAUUUGAUUCACCAUAUUUAACAUUGAUUUAAUUCACAAUAUUUAACAUAUAUUGAUCUGAUUCACCCUAUUUAACCUUGAGUUACCUCAUUAGGCUUUUGAUUUAAAUUGGCCUUAUUUGGAAAAUAUUAUCUUCAUUAAAGUUUUCUGUGACAAUGCUAUUGGCCAUUGUAACCAGACAAUGUAAACAAGUCAUCUAAACAUUUUAUCCCAGCUUCACAGGACUGAGCAUAGCUUUUUCAAACGCCCCACAGAAUUUUUCAUUUCACUAUUUACAGGUUUAAAAACACUGGAUAAUUUUAUAAUUCUUUAGUUUGCAAUGUUUAAAUAACUAAAUUGUUUUAUUAUUAUUUAUUGAUUUCUUUUGUAACCAAGUUUGAUGGCACUGGCCAUAUGUGCAAGUGAAGGUGCCUAUGUCCAACCUAACCUUAUUCAGGAAGAAGUCAUUGACAUCCAAUCAGGAAGGUUAGAGUUGAACUUUUAGCAGUUUAAUUCUUUCGAUGUGGAAUUUUUUUAUAGUAAAAAUUUACAUUUUUUUCUGAAGAGUGGAAAAAGAGUGAGAGGUUGGGUUUAUUAAAAAAUAUUUAAAAUAUUAUUCUUUGGUUUAUAAGACUAAACUUGGUAUCAAAUGAACGGUAAUUGAAAGGAGUAUAUAUUUUUACACUUAUUUCUUCACUUGAAAUAAAAUAAGUUACAGAAAAGAACCAUAAAAUGUGAAAUCAUUUUAUGCUAAACCAUUUUUCCCCAAACCCAAUGAUGUACGCAUACCUCAUCUUCACUUCUAUAACUCAAUUCCUCUAAAACUACUACUAUCGGAAUCAUGCGAUGCAUCUAAAUAUAAAUCAUCUUCACUAUCAAGAGAAAUAGUAUAAAACAAUUCCAAAGCUUUUUUAACUGUAAAUGGUCUAGGAAACUUACCUAGUAGGGCCUAGAGUAGCCAUAGCAACAGUAGAAAAAAAAACUUGAAGAAAAUCAUCAAAAUAAUGCUUUAAAUGACAACAAAUAAACCUUGGUUUCGCUUAUAAACAAUGAAGUGCCACUCUUCUAUGUAAAAGUCUUAUUUAAAAAUAGCUCUUAAAAUGUUUAUUCGAGAAAUAGCAAAGAAACAAAUAUGAUAUUGAAACAACGCACAGCGCAUUGGUCCGUGCUUUUGAGAACGGCGGAAGAACGCAGUGUGCAUUGUUCCGCAUCGAAAGAGUUAAAUAUGAAAUGAUAACUUUUUACGUUUUGAUUUGUAACAAUUGAAUACCCUGGUGAUUUCUAUAAUUAGAAUUUUCUUUCAUUUGCUUCAUCGUAAACUUGUUAAAGAAAUCCUCACUAAAUUGUUAGUGUGCUAAUGAAAAUAUGUGUGAUAUUUUCUCCUAAAUUAAUCAUUAUUUGUGUAUAUUGUCAGACAUCCUUUACAGGAGCUUUGUUGCAGUCCUUAUGUGCCUAAUGAUACAAAAAUGGGAGGUCAGUACAGCAAAAUAAAGCUACUCACAGGACCAAAUGCUUGUGGGAAAAGUGUUUACCUAAAACAGGUUAGAACUGCUUUUUUGCCUUUUCCAAUAUAUAAAAAUACUUUUUUACUUCGCCAAUCAACAAGGUGAAAUUAAGAGUAUAAGUUUACAUUUCUAGUCAUCAACUCAACAAAUUCAUGUCACCUAUACACUUGUGGUCAUUAACUCAACUAAUUCAUAUCAUAUGUGUACACCUGUAGUCAUCAAUUCAACAAAUUUAUAUCAUGCAUACACUUGUACUCAUCAAUCUCAAUAAAUCCAUAUCAUGUAUACACCACUUUGCCACUGUUUAUUUACCUUGCAUAUCUUCUCUGCAGGUUGCAAUGAUUGUCUUCAUGGCCCACAUAGGAAGCUUUGUGCCCGCUGAACAAGCCAACAUAGGACCAGUGGAUCAGAUCUUCUCAAGAAUCAAAUCAGUGGACAGUGUGUCUGUAGGAAUGUCCACGUUCUUGCAAGACAACAUGCAGAUGACAGAGGCCUUGCGUUCAGCAACAUCAAAGUCACUUGUGAUUGUGGACGAGUAUGGCAAGGGCACAGAACCUGUGAGUUGCCCUGCUGCCAGUUUACAUGUUUACAUUCAGACAUUUAAAAAUAAAUAGAUUUUAAGUUAAGCUUUACAAUCAAUGCAUCCUUUUAGCAGGUUUACUGUAAAGCUAUAUUUGUUUACAUUUACUCAAACAUCUUUAUAUCUAUUGGGUUGGCAAAGUGAGCCCCCCCCACCCCCUUCCUAGACAAGCACGGCAGUGACUGCUGCUAGCUAUGUGCUUGAAUGAGUAUUGGGGGUGACUGCUGCUAGCAAUGGCUUGAAUGAGUAUUGGCAGUGACUGCUGAUAGUAAAGUGCUUGAAUGAGCAUUUGCAGUGACUGCUGCUAUCAAUGUGUGAGUUAGUGUUGAAAGAUUCUUUUAAUACUAAAAAUGUCCUGUUCUUCAAUUUGGGAUGCGAGGUUUCCAAACAUAAAUAAUUAGAUGAAGAAGAAAUGGUGGCGAUUUUUGUAUUGGUGUAUGGGUGUCCACAGAUUUUUCCUAUCAAGAUGCAGAACAAGUCUGACCUGCAUUUGUGGGUGAAAAUUAAGCCACAACUCUGUAAAAUACCAGUUUUUUAUGAUUCAUUUACUGGCAAAUUUAUAUUUAAAGAAAUUUUUUUUUUUCAAUAUUGUACAACAAAUGAGAUACUUAAAUGAACGAUUGUCAACAAGUUUUAAGGGGGGGGCUCUCUAUUUAUCGAAUCAAUGUAUCAAUAAUUCACUUUUGAUUUUACAGAUAGAUGGUUUAUCCCUUUUAACAGCUACAAUAAAGUUUUGGAUUGCUAAAGGCUUAUCUUGCCCAUUAGUGCUGGUAUCCACCCACUACCACAGCAUCAUUCAACAAAAGUUGCUACCUAAAUCCAGACAAAUCCAGUUUUUAGUAAGUGAUAUUAUUCUACAAAUUUCUAUAUUAACUUUUAUAGAUUGUUUUCAAAUUUUGAGAAUACACAUUAUUCAUUUCUGUGAACGGAUCUUGUGAUGCAUUGUAAAUAAAUUGUGAGUUCACCCAAUUAUGAUUGAUUAAAAAGCACUUGAAACCAAAAUUGGUUUUUGGAAUCUGAGAAAAUGGGUUUUAGGAUCUGAGAAAAACAUUUUGUGAAAUCGUCCAAGGUUUUUUGGGUCUGUGUUUAUUGCUUUGACUAGGAGAUGACACAUAUGCCAGGUUAUUUAACUUCAACACAGAAGCCAACCAUUAGUCAGAUAUACAGACCCAAUCAGUUUGGUGUCAUAUACAACACGCACCCCACCCCCAAUUCUAUACACACACAAAUCACCCAUAUGUUAAUAAAGUUGGUAAGCAACACAGUCGGAAGCAGUGUAAUUAUCUGGGAUGUACAUUCAUUUUUUCAUAUCAUCUGAUGAUUUUACAAGAACUUCCAUCUAUUUUGGUGGUCCUUAGUGUCUGAUCUCAGCUUGUUCAGACUGUCAAAAUAAUAACAGCUUACUAUGAACUGAUUGUUUAUAUUAUAUUAUGAUGGCCCACGGACUUACAACACAAUGACAAGAUGCUAUAAACUGAUUGUUGCUAUUAUUUUAUGAUGGCCCACAGACACUAGAAACAGUAAUGAAUGAAGGUCAGCUGGUAUUUCUCUAUCAAAUCAAAGAAGGUCACACCAGCUCAAGUUAUGCAUGUAACAUAGCAGCACAAGUGGGUAUGCCAGCCUCAGUUAUACAGAGAGGAAAUGAGGUUGGUAGUAAUCUAGAGAAGUCUCAACAACCCUAUAGUUAUACCAUCACAAUGAGAACAACCUAAGGUCAUACCUUUACAUUGAGAAUAACCCUAUGGUCAUACCUUUACUUUGAGAAUAACCAUAAAGUCUUACCAUCACAAUGAGAACAACCCUAAGGUCAUACCAUCACUUUGAAAAUAACCAUAUGGUCAUACCUCUACUUUGAGAAUAACCAUAAAGCCUUAACAUCACAUUUAGAACAACCCUAAGAUCAUACCAUCACUUUGAAAAUAACCACAUGGUCAUACCUUUACAUUGAGAAUAACCCUAUGGUCAUACCUUUACAUUGAGAACAACCCUAUGGUCAUACCUUUACAUUGAGAACAACUGUAAAGUCUUACCAUCACUUUGAGAAUAACUCUAUGGUCAUACCAUCACUUUGAGAACAACACUAUGGUCAUACCAUCACAAUUGCUAGAGGUGAUUCUUACACAAUAAAAAUGAAAACAAGGAAGGAAAGUGACGGUUUCAUUAAAAUUAUUGAACUUACUAAUUUUUUUUAUGAAAUAGGUGUCUUCACUUCUCAGUCAGUACAAAGCUGUGCCCCACAUGAGAGACUCUCAAACUAUACAACAGAAUGAAAGGUGAGUUAUGCCCCACUUGAGAGACCCUCAACAGUAGAAUGAAAAGUGAGGUGUGACCCAAGUGUGGUCAGCAUAAUCCAGGGGUAUAAUUGCUAGAUUUUCAGAGAGUGCACAGCACAAGUUUGGUUUUAGCUGGAGCUUCUGAAAGGAUUGGUGAGACAUCAGUAAAUUAUGUAGAAAAAUUAAUUGUUGAUUGGAGAUGGAGCAAGUAAAGCUAUAGAUCCCGUUCUAACUCAUAUAAAAUCAUUCAUCACAUAUGUAACUAAUAAAGGAUUUUACUAGUGUCUGAUCACAUACCUUCUUGUGUUCAUAACAUAUGUAGCUAAUAAAGGAUUUUACUAGUUUCUGAUCACAUACCUUCUUGUGUUCAUAUGAUUGAGUUUUGUAAAAUUGUUUUAUAUGUUCAUAUGUCAUAAUCACAUUAAUUUGAACAAAAGUCCCAUUCUAAGAAAAAGCUAAACUUUAUUCUGAGCUUUUAUAAUCUGGUCAUACAUGAAUUCAAACAUAUAUAUUUAGAUAUAGUGCACCUUGAUAGAGGAAUACAAUCCAAACUUUCCACUUACAGCUCAUACAGCAACUGGCAAACAAUACCACAUAAUCCAAGCAAAUCUAGACACUACGGCACAGAAAAAUAUAAUCAUGUCACGAAUAAGUCACAAGCCUGGUGGUGCGCAUAAACAAAAUUAACAGCCAAUACAAAAGCACACAAUGAAACACAACAUAUGGUGUGCAAAAAUUUCAAGUGAAUAUCCAUGGUCAACAUACAUACCAACCUGGAUAUUGUCAUUCAAGUAUCGAAUUACAAGCAGUUCCAUUGAAUAAACCAUUGAAGAUGCUGUUAAAAUUAGACUUAGAAGAUGUUUGUAAUUUCAGUGAAAACAAAUGUACAGCAUAGUGAAAAUAAAAUUCAACUCAUUUGUCAUUUUGUUUUCCACUAGGCAUGAAAAAAUUGUUGAGGCGUUUUUAAGACUGGACUUAGACACUGAUGACAUCCAAGCAUUCGUGACGGGGUUUGUUCUUCCCAUGUUGAAUAAAUCAACUGCCAGUGAUCAGCAAUCUUCAAAGACACCUCAACAGGUAGACAUGUGGGCUCCUAUUUAAAUUUGUUUACUUAAGUUUCCUCUCCCACUUGUAAUGGCAAAUUUUGAAUCAAAGGAACAUAUUGUCUACAUAUCAAUCUGUAUAGCAUCAUCUGUAUAAAAUGUUUGAUACAACUGAUUCCCUUUGGGAGUUGAAUGCGCUCUAUAGUGCAAGUUUUUCUAUGGGGGAGUAAUUAGACUUUUUUAAAAAUAACUUUUAUGUCUUACAGAUUUUAGAUCUACCAAAUAAAAUUACUUGUGUGUCUUACUGAUUUCAGAUUUAUGAGAUAAAAUAAAUUUUGUGCUUUACAGAGUUCAGAUCUACCAAAGAGAUUAGCCAAACCAAGCAUGGCAAACAAUGAUCAGAGAGAAACUUCCAUGAAAGAGUUUUCCAUGAAUAGACCUGAGCCACAUGAGUUGACUAGAAUAGCUGCACAUCAAUCCCUAACAACAAGUACAGACCCUUUCUUGAUGGACCAUUCAUUAACAGGCAUCAAUAGGUGCUCAACAGUAAGCAACUCAUUAUCCAGCACAGUAGUGAACCCUGUGACAUCAAGUAACAAACAACCACUUGGCAGUAUAUCAUCAGAUAAGAAAAGCACUUCUUUGAACCAUGUGAUGACGUCAAGUAACCAACAACCACUAUGGAGUCUGUCAUCAGAUAAGAAAAGCACCACUAUGAACGCUGUGAUGACCUCAAGUAACCAACAACCACUCUGGGGUCCGUCAUCAGAUAAAAGCACUUCUAUGAACCCUGUGAUGAAAUCAAGUAACCAACAACCACUCUGGGGUCUGUCAUCAGAUAAAAGCACUACUAUGAACCCUGUGAUGAAAUCAAGUAAUCAACAACCACGAUGGGGUCUGUCAUCAGAUAAGAAAAGCACUACUAUGAAUCCUGUGAUGACAUCAAGUAAAAAACGACCACACGGUGGUCUGUCAUCAGAUAGGAAAAGCACUACUAUGAACCCUGUGACGACAUCAAGAAAUAAACAACCACAUGAGGGUCUGUCAUCAGGAAACCAAAUUGAAAACCCUGAAAGCAAAGACAAAGAAUCAACAGCAGUUGAGGUGACUCCGUUCUCAGAUGUAGCCAGGAAAGAUUUGUCAACUAUUUGUGACUCACAAGGCUCAGCUAGGAGGGUGACUCAUGUGCCUGGACUGUCCAGCAAACGAACUCCCCCAACAAGUAGCACAGCGUCACCUCAGUCAGGCAACACAAGUAGUGUCAAUACCCAAGACGACAGCAGGGCAACAUCUGAAAUCCAAAGAAAAUCUCAAAGCUCAUCAUCCACUCCUGCUGCAAACAGAGCACAUAGAAAACUAGACUUGAGAUUUUUGUUUAAAGCCAAGAAGCCAAAACUUGAGAAAACUGCCAGCUUUUUCCAUGAUGAUGACCCAGAAAGUCAAAGAUAUAACAUGGUGUCAAUCAGUGCAGUGAAGAAAGAAAAAUUAGAUCAAGAGGGCUUUUUAACUACUGGCAGCAGCACCGUUCCCCCUGAAAUUUCUGAAACGUCAGAGGAACAGGAAACUCCUGGCUGCAAGCAACACAUUUCAACAGAGCUUAGUACAAGUACAUAACAAUAUUUGUUGAACAGCCAAGUUUUAUACACUUGAGUAAACAGAUACAGUUGUUUAUUUAUUGCUUAGUUAAUUCUUAGUAAUUUUAGUCAAAGUGUUUGCCACAUUAUUGUUCUGAGCAAAUCUGGAUAUCUAUUGAAUUAUUCAAAUAUGUGCUCAAUCAGUUUUCAAAAUGAGAGCUCAUUGAAUGAGGUUUCAAUUUGAACAUCAUUAAUAUAGUGUUACUUCAAUUUUUCCCAAAUUAUUUUACAAGUUUCCAGUAAAAUGUUAUUUUUGUCUGUUUAUGGUUGAGUUGCUAUUUCCAUGUGAGUUCUGUUUCUAGUUGACAUCCCUUGAUUUAGUCCAUGCUUUAAUUUAGCAAUGCCUUUCAAAAGUUGAACAGUUUAUGAAGUUGUAGAAAAAGCUAA
Messenger RNA from Lymnaea stagnalis (great pond snail), 31530 nucleotides. NCBI's taxonomy places the organism in Eukaryota, Metazoa, Mollusca, Gastropoda, Lymnaeidae. The record is from the annotation of a GenBank genome assembly.